AAUUGUAAAAAAAAAAAGAAAAACCGAGAAAAUGAUCCCCGACUAAACUGAACCCGCAAACAGAUGAGAAAGAUAGAUAGAGAGAUUAAGUUUGUUUAUUGAAAGCGCUAUUGGGUUGAUCCCAACGAUGAACACGGAAGAUGCAUCUCCGGCAGCCACCAUAACACGGUGGAAGUUCGAGUUAUCACGCCGGUACCAACACAUUCUCGACAAAUCAACGCCGCACAUUGGUCAACGAUGGUUAGGCUCUCUCAUGGUUGCUUUGAUUUACGUGCUUCGCGUUUACAUGGUUCAAGGCUUCUACGUCGUUUCCUACGGUCUCGGCAUUUACAUCCUCAAUCUCUUGAUCGGAUUCCUUUCGCCUCAGGUUGAUCCAGAGAUUCUUGAUGCUGAUCAUGGCCCUUCCUUACCUACCUCCGGUUCGGAUGAGUUUCGUCCCUUCGUUCGUCGUCUCCCUGAGUUCAAGUUCUGGUACUCAAUCACGAAGGCAUUUUGUAUUGCAUUUGUGAUGACUUUCUUUAGUGCGUUUGAUGUCCCAGUGUUCUGGCCAAUACUCCUCUUCUACUGGGUGGUCCUAUUCACACUUACUAUGAGGAGACAGAUAUCUCACAUGAUCAAGUAUAAAUAUGUACCAUUCUCGUUUGGAAAGCAGCGCUAUGAUCGGAAGAGAACAUCGGCAGAAAGCAAAAGCCUUUCAGAUGACUGAUUUUUCAGGUUAAAUGGAACUUCAUUUGCUUCAUUUAGUCACAGAACCACAUCUAGCUUGAUAUCAUUUGCAGUAAAUUUUGGCAGCAGGAGCAACAUGAAGAUGUGAUCGCUGCCGAAAGAGGUUACUUUUUGGUCUAGUGUGGACAACUGGAAAUUCAAUUCCCAGUUUUAAAAUUGUUAGAUUUUGGACUUCCUGGAAUUUUUUUAAACCUAGUAAAGGAUUUAGAUUUUGGUGGUAAAAUAUUGGGAUUUACAUCAGUUCUCUAUCUCAAUUCCUCUACCUUUAUUUUCUAUAUCUGUAUAGGUGGGCAAUGCAUCUUAUUCUUGAAUUCUUAUUCAAAUAACGAAUUUUAGGUAGUUUGAGUAGAGUGAAUCCCCUUCAGCAUUUGCAAUGCCCUUGUACUGAUGUAGUUUGAAAGUAGUUUUGUUGGUACCAUUUGCUUUGGAAAUUCACGUCGCAAACUUGACCUGUUUCUCUUUAAGAAAUAAACGAAGGUAAAUGCUUUCCUUACA
Molecule: messenger RNA, 1221 nt
Organism: Cicer arietinum (chickpea)
Lineage: Eukaryota; Viridiplantae; Streptophyta; Magnoliopsida; Fabales; Fabaceae
Product: protein RER1A-like
Biological process (GO): retrograde vesicle-mediated transport, Golgi to endoplasmic reticulum; protein retention in ER lumen
Cellular component (GO): Golgi membrane
Source: RefSeq, a predicted model, not a curated record